Molecule: messenger RNA, 834 nt
Organism: Plenodomus lingam JN3
Lineage: Eukaryota; Fungi; Ascomycota; Dothideomycetes; Pleosporales; Leptosphaeriaceae
Source: RefSeq, a predicted model, not a curated record
AUGUUUGCUUCUGGCCCUAGGCCAACUGCUUUGACACAACGGACUACUCUUAAGGCUGGAACGAACACGGUCUUCCACAGUAGUACGCAUGUCAUCGUCGACCAAUGCCCCCUCGAUAUCGACACUGGGGUGAAGCUCCUACAACCUUAUGUCAUGUUCGAUUCCAACGAGGACCUGGCAAGCUAUAGUGAAGGCACAUUUGGAACUCCUACUCGAGCUCGAACACGAACUUACCCUUCCGAUCAUGAUCUCGAUCUGUACUUGACCCAUGAUGAUCUGGAAAUACUACGUCACCCUUCCGCCGCCAUCCUCAAGCUCCAAGAUCCAAACCUCAAGUGUAGUAGAAACCUCGGAUGGAGCAUGGAUUGGGCAGUAGCAUUUGUCGUCAAUCAUCCCACAGCUCCAGACGCUGCAGAUGCCUUUCGAUCGAUACGAACACGUGCGGCGGACCUUGAGAGUGCCGGUUUGCUCUGUGAAAUACCAUAUCGCAUCUUCCAUAAACUCCACGGUAUUCUCUUCGCCGGGCACCCGCACAAUCCUGUCUUCCACAACACGCACGAUCUGUGCUUGGACGUCUCGGGAGCCACGUAUAAUCACGGCUGGGGAACCAGAUCAGCAUAUCAAGCGCAUCUCGUUCACCAUACGCUACCUUUGUGCGCUUCUUGGCCUGUGUUUCUUCGAGAUACUGUCCAGGUCCGACCUCUUUCGCCGCACUGUCUCUGGAGUAUGGGUUAUGGGUGUGAAGGAGGGAAUUUCCCAUUAUCAACCCCCAGUUCCCUUCUCCCGAUGCCCCUAUAUUGGCGGGUGUCGAGUCCCCAUGGUUGCCAGACUUGA